CUGUAUUUACAAACAUGAAGCGACAAUCAUCUGAUAGUCAUGUUUUAAAAGAAGACUAUGUAAUCAAAGAAAAAGACGAUGAAUUGAUAAAAGAUGAUCUUGAUAUUCAAAUUGUCAAUGAACUAGCUUCAAUUCAAGAUGAUCCUUCACUACCUUGUUUUACGUUACGUGCGCUUGUGGUCGGCAUAGUAUUGGCUUGUUUAGGGUCCUCAGUCUAUCAAUUGAUGACAUUCAAACCUGUAGGACUUCCUUUGACCAAUACGUUCAUGCUCAUGCUAGCUUAUGUCUUUUGCCACGCAUGGACACGAUGGGUACCCCCUCAUCCAUGGUUCAAUCCAGGUCCAUUUAACCUUAAAGAACAUGCAUGUAUUUACGUCUUGGUAUCGUCUGCCAAUGCCUCUGCUUAUGCCACGUAUAUCUUGUCAGCCCAAGACUUGUACUACAAUCAUGCACCUGGACCUGCAGGUGCGAUUUUUCUCUUAAUGGCCACACAAAUGGUAGGUUAUGGUAUCGCAGGACAACUCAAGACGUUUUUGGUGGAUCCACCGCAUAUGAUAUGGCCUACGUCUUUACCCACGGUAAGUUUGUUGGUCACUUUAAAUCAACAAGCGUCGCGAUGGCGUACUCGGUUUUUUUUUCUGGUAUUCGCAGGUGUGUUUUUUUAUGAGUUUAUACCUCAGUAUAUGAUGCCUAUCCUGGGAGGUGUCUCUGUUGCUUGCUUGGCCAAUACGAAUGCUGUCUGGAUUCAACGGCUGUUUGGUGGAUUGGCAGUGAAUGAAGGAUUGGGUAUCUUGAGUCUCAGUUUUGACUGGAAUUAUCUGUCUAACUUGAGUCCCUUGGUCUUGCCUUUGUAUGUUCAGCUGAACAUCUAUAUAGGCAUUGUAUUGUUAUGGAUCAUUGCGCCUUUACUGUACCAUUUUAAUGUAUGGCAUGCACAAAGUUUUCCCUUCUUAUCCAAUUCGAUUUUUCAAUUGCUGGCCAAUGGCACGUCUGUUAUUUAUCCCCAACAUCAAGUCUUGAAUCCAGAUAACUCGUUGAACCAGACAGCACUAGAACAGAUUGGUCGACCUCAUUUCUCUGCCGUGGCUGCAUUUGGAUAUGUCAUGAUGAAUGUGGGCGUGACAGCCUCUAUUACUCAUAUAGGAUUAUUUCAUGGCAAAGAUAUCUAUCAAUCUGUUAAACAAGGUCUCUCUCGAUUUGGCUGGUAUCAACACUGUAGAGGCAAAGUAGCAGAAAAAGGGCCAUCUUUAGACACCGUGUAUCCACAAGUGCCUACAUGGUGGUAUUAUGUGGUCUAUAUAAGCGGUAUUGGUCUUAAUAUUUUAGUUGCUUAUGUCAAUCAAUCUCAAUUACCUUGGUAUGGUGUCUUGAUUGCUAUUUUUAUGUCUACUUUCUUGUCUUUACCUUUAAAUAUGAUCACUGCUAUUACAGGCACAGGAUUUGGCUUGAAUGUGUUUGCGGAAAUGAUUGGCGGGUUUAUCUUUCCUGGUCUACCUGUGGCUAAUAUGUACUUUAAGACAUUGGGUUAUAAUACACUCCAUCAAGCAGGUGUGAUGGCUACAGAUUUAAAGAUCGGUCAAUAUCUCAAUAUACCACCCAGAGCUAUUUUCUUGAACCAGUUUUUGGGUACAUCCAUAGGCUGUAUUUUUAACUAUAUUGUGAAUCAUGCAAGUACAAGUAUCAUUCAAACUCAAAGACAAGUCUUGUUGGAUCCUAUCGGCAAUAAUAUAUGGAAUGGUGCUUCACCUCAAACCGUGAAUGCUGCUGCUAUUACUUGGGGUGCCAUUGGACCAAUGCAUAUGUUUGGUCCAGGCACAGACUAUUAUAUCAUUCUCUGGGGAUUUGUGAUUGGCUUUAUUGUGCCUCUUCCGUUUUGGUUAUUGCAUCAAUACUAUCCCUCUCUAGGGUUUAAUUAUGUCAAUAUACCUAUGGUACUUGUCGGGUUAACCAUUGUGCCAGGAUCAGCCACCAGUUGGAUCACAGUCUCAUUCAUUAUUACUGUUGUAUCUCAAUAUUAUAUCAAGCGACGCUAUCGUGCCUUGUUUAUCAAAUAUAACUACCUUGUAUCUACAGCCUUGGACUCAGGUACUUCUCUCAUGGUGUUUAUGAUUGCCAUGUUUCUUUAUGGAGGAGCCACAGGUACAUCCAUUCCAUUUCCUACCUGGUGGGGUAACAGAGCAGACUUAAAAUACAUGGACCAUUGUUGCGCCACUUGCUAA
Molecule: messenger RNA, 2219 nt
Organism: Gilbertella persicaria
Lineage: Eukaryota; Fungi; Mucoromycota; Mucoromycetes; Mucorales; Choanephoraceae
Product: OPT family small oligopeptide transporter
Exons: 8
Coding region: 15-2219 (734 amino acids)
Biological process (GO): transmembrane transport
Molecular function (GO): oligopeptide transmembrane transporter activity
Source: RefSeq, a predicted model, not a curated record